AUGUCCACACCACCACCACCACCGCCACCCCGCCGCUGGCUUCCCCCCUGGAUCGAACACCUCACCACCACCAUCCCCGUCCCCAAACCCCUCAACCUCACAACCACCCUCACCGCCCUCCUCGCAGCAGUCCUCGCAACAGCAAUCUGCCACCGGCAAGUCGGAAUCCAGGGACAGGCAGCAGAAUGCCUGUCCGAGGUGGUUUGCUGGGGGGUGUUGGGGGCGGUGGGUGCUGGGGUGAGGCGAUGGGGGGGUGGGCUUGGGUUGGGGUCGCGUGUGGGGGGGGAGGGGGAGGGGUGGGAGUUAGUUGGGGGCGGUGACGGCCCUGAGGGGGAGGGGGAGGGUGGAGGGAGGAGGGGGCGUGGGAGUGAGGGUCGGGGUUUGGGGGCUGGGAGGGUGGCGUCGGGAUGGUCGCUGGGGGUGGUGGCGCUGGCUUUGGGGGUGGUGAGCGCGUGCGCGGCGGAGAUGGGUGCGUUGGUGCUUUUUCCCGCCUUGACGCCGCUGCUGCUGCUAGCGGAAAGGAGGCUUCGGCCCGGGGCACAGGAACUCGAACCGGGACUCGCAGCUCUGGUCAACUCCGUGUGGGGGGCGGCACUAGUUGCAUUGGUUGCGGUCCUCGCCGUGGUGAGAGGAGCCUCCUUAGAACUAUUGCUGCAGAUUAUCCCGCUCGCGGCGCUGUUGGUUGUCUACGUUGCUUUGAUACCCAGGACCGACGGUCCUCGCUUGCUGCCAUGCAUCCCUGACCUCGAGUCGGCUGUUCCAGCCCUUGCCACCAGAGUCGUCGUUGUCUUGGCAGGGGUGUUGGGGAUACAGGCCUGUCACACCUCGUGGUGCACCGUUACUGCCAUCGGGACGUUCGGCUUGGUAGCCAGCCGCGACCUCUGGAUUCAGAGAUCAGAGCUGGAAGCUGUGUCACCAGUUGUAGCCUCGCUUCUCGUCCUCGCCCAGAUCAUCUUUAUGCUUCCCAAACAAUCCAAAGGCAGGUGGGCUCUGUGGGCGCUGCUCCUCCUCUCUCUUGUCCCUUACUUGGCCAGCAUCGUCGCUAUUCAACAAGCGAACUUAUCAGCCCUCCAUUCUGCGGAGCAUCCGAUCGAGGUCCUGGUGCGUGCCGCCAAGGUUGACUUCGAGCAAAUGCUGGCGCGGCAAUCCAAGACAUACGCAGCGGCUGUCGACGAAUAUAAACGUCGGUAUGGGGUAGAGCCGCCACCGGGAUUCAAGGAAUGGUACCAGUAUGCGGUGGAUAAUCAAUCCCCCAUCAUCGACGAGUUCGAUAUGAUUUAUGAAUCUGUCUCGCCGUUUUGGAGAGUCAGCGGCAAGGAGGUGGUACAGAUCAUGCACGACGCCCACAAGACGCCGGACAUUGACCUAUGGCUUUGCUCCUUCUCAGGUGCCACCGCCGAGACCCGUUGCGAGCACCCGACGCGGUCCUCGGACAGACAUACCACGGACAUGUUCAACAAGCUGCUGGGUGACCUUAAGGGGGUGCUCCCCGACGCCAAGUUCCUGGUGAACCACCUCGACGAGCCGAGGGUGGUGAUGGCGCCAGGAGCCUCGAACAAAAUCCCUUUUUCGGUAACCGACCUCUCAGAGAAACCAACUUGGGACGAAAUCACCAAAUUCUGCACCACUCCGCCGCAAAAACCCCGCGACAGCCCCCUCGAGGCCCUCGGUCUCCCCUUCGUCAUCAACCGCACCGCGACCCUCGACCUCUGCAAGCACCCCGAAUACGCCUACACGCACGGGCUCUUCCAAGCGCCACCCUCGUUCAAGCUCAUCGAGGGCCUCGUCCCCGUCCUCUCGACCGGCGCCCCCUCCACCAUGUCGGACAUCCUGAUCCCUUCCCCAGCCUACAUCGUCGAGCCCGAAUUCCUCUACGACCCCGCCGCCGACCUCCCCUGGGAAUCCAAAUCCAACCAGCUCUACUGGACAGGCUCCACCACCGGCGCGGUAGCCUCCUCCACCCACGACUGGCGCGGCUUCCACCGCCAGCGCUUCCUCUCCCUCACCCAAAACCUCCCCCCCACCAACAACCAACAACACCACCAACAACACGCCUACCUCCACCAAACCCCCACCCACCAACUCACCACCUCCAAGUCCACCUUCCUCAACCCCCGCCACUACCUCACCGCCCCCACCCGCCUCUUCCAAUGCCUGACCCCCCUCCCCUGCCGCCAACAGCGUUCCCAUUUCCGCACGCUCCCCUGGCAACCGCGCGACGCCGCCCUCGCGCACAAACUAGCCUUCGACCUCGACGGCAACGGCAUCUCCGGGCGGUACCUCAAACUGCUCGCGUCCCGCACCGCCGUGCUCAAGCAGACGGUGCUAAGGGAAUGGCAUGAUGAGAGGUUAAGGGCGUGGGUGCAUUACGUGCCAGUCAGUGAGGGGAUGGGGGAGGUGGCGGAGGUGGUGGGGUGGUUUUUGGGGACGGAGAGGGGGGGGGAUGUGGCGAGGGGGAUUGGGGAGGCGGGGAGGGAGUGGGUUGGGUAG
Chaetomium globosum CBS 148.51 is the source of this 2490-nucleotide messenger RNA. RefSeq lists its product as uncharacterized. NCBI's taxonomy places the organism in Eukaryota, Fungi, Ascomycota, Sordariomycetes, Sordariales, Chaetomiaceae. Bases 1 to 2490 code for a protein of 829 amino acids. The transcript is spliced from 3 exons. The record is from RefSeq and is a predicted model, not a curated record.